CUUCAUCUUCCGAGCGUCCUCCUGCCUUGCGGUGGCGUGAUGAUUCAGACUGUUCAUCCAGAAGCUCGUAUCCACAAGCUGUGAAUCUUUCGAGCGCCCUUCUUUCGAAUGCACAUUCUCAGUGAUUAGAGAUCAUCAUAUUUCAUGCUAAGAAACUGUGUUUGGCGUCGGCUUCCAAAUGGGCGAUGGAAGAUGGGAAGGAUACAAUCAAUUUCAGGGGUGGAUACUGUUAUUUCGCUUUCAUAUGGGGAAGAGGUGACAAUAUCUAGUGAAAAGCUAUUACCUGCAAAUCCAGAUAUCCUUGAGGGUAUCGAUGAUCUUAUUAAGCUUAGUUACCUGAAUUAGCCCUCAGUUCUCUACAACCUUCAGUACAGAUAUUGUCAUGAAAAGAUUUAUCAUGAAAUGAAGAAAUUCACAAAGGUGAUUGUGAAAAUGAUGAAGGAAGAGAAGUUGUAUGGAUCUCAGGGUGGUCCUAUCGUCCUGUCGCAGAUAGAAAAUGAAUACAACACAAUCCAGAUUGCCUUUAAAGAUAAGGGAGCAUCCUACGUUCAGUGGGUGGCGCUAGGGACAGUUGUGCCAUGGGUUAUGUGCAAGCAAAAGGAUGCUCCUGAUCCAGUGAUCAAUGCUUGCAAUGGAAGGAAUUGCAGAGAUACUUUCACUGGCCCUAAUAAACCCUACAAGCCUGUGCUAUGGACUGAGAACUGGACUGCUCAGUACAGAUCGUUUGGUGACCCACCAUCUCAAAGAUCAGCCGAAGAUCUAGCAUACUCGGUCGCUCGUUUCUUCUUGAAGAACAGCACACUCAACAACUACUACAUGGUACAACUUGUUCUGAAUUUCUGAAACAACUUCUCGAAGACUCAAUGACUCAA
This is a messenger RNA of Magnolia sinica, 872 nucleotides long. RefSeq names its product beta-galactosidase 13-like. NCBI's taxonomy places the organism in Eukaryota, Viridiplantae, Streptophyta, Magnoliopsida, Magnoliales, Magnoliaceae. Gene Ontology annotation, cellular component: vacuole; cell wall. The record is from RefSeq and is a predicted model, not a curated record. Gene Ontology annotation, biological process: carbohydrate metabolic process. The coding region runs from base 403 to 843 and encodes 146 amino acids. The transcript is spliced from 7 exons. Gene Ontology annotation, molecular function: beta-galactosidase activity.